AUUCGACAUGAUUGUGGGACAGUUAAUUGCUAUUAGCGUGAAUAGUAAUUCUGAGAUCAUAAGUAACAUAAUUAAUAACUUUGGAGAUGUUUAGAGAAUCAAGCACUGGGCACGAGGAAAGUAAAUAUUUACUGUUUGAUUUCCCUCUGUGAUUUCCCACCCUGCGUGAACGUGGCGGGGAGGUACGACGGUUACUGACAGCGACACUUUCUCUGCAUACUUCGAAAAAUGUCGCUUUCUGAGGAGAUGUACCUGCGCUAUCACGGACUGAUUGUGCCCAAGGAGACUCACUCUUAUGAGAGUUUGGAGUUUGCUCAGGGAUUCAAGUUUGAAGACGACGACGUCCUGGCUGUUACAUACCCGAAGUCAGGUACAAUCUGGAUGCAGGAGAUCCUCCCACUGGUGCUGAAUGGGGGGGAUCUGACCCCCAUCCAUACCAUUCCUAACUGGGAGAGAGUCCCAUGGCUGGAAGAGAAACAGCUGGCACGGGUGGUGGCUAAGUUGGCAUCUCCACGGGCACUGGUCUCACAUCUUCCCUACAACUUCAUGCCCCCUUCCUUCUGUACCUCCAAAGCAAAGGUGAUUUAUCUCAUGAGGAACCCAAAGGACAUCAUGGUGUCUUCAUACUACUUCCACCAGAUGGCCAGCUUCCUUGAGGAUCCAGGAACGUUUGAUGAGUUCAUGGAUACAUUUCUUGAGGGCAAAGUGCUGUUUGGAAAAUGGACAGACCACGUGAAGAGUUGGAGAAACAGUGAACUGGGAGACAGAAUAAUGUACAUUACAUAUGAAGAAAUGGUUCAGGACCUGCCUGCGGCUCUCAGGCGUAUUUCUGAUUUCCUGGGCUGUAAUUUGACUGAAGAAGUAAUUCAGAAGAUAGCAGAGCAUUGUUCCUUCAAGACCAUGAAGAACAACAACAUGUCCAACUUCAGUCUGAUCCCCAAGGUGUACUUGGACCAUGACAAGUCUCCUUUCCUAAGAAAAGGUAUUGCUGGAGACUGGAAAACACACUUCAGCUCAGAGCAACUGGCCCGAUUCACCUCUGUGAUUUCCAAAGAGCUGGAAGGUGAGAGCUUCCCUCUGCCAUGGAGCUUGGAUUGACCACCAUCUGAAAUAGUGAGACGGAGAGAUCAGGAGUGGUAAAGACAAAAUCGAGACCUAUAUCGCGAGUAAUCUUUUAUUUUCUUAUAUAUUUGGAAGGAAAAUGACAAAUGGGUACACCGAUUUACUGAAGCAUGCAAACACACGUGGAAAUACAGUACAUAAGGAGAAAACAAAGUUUGUCUUCUAACAAACUUGAAAGUCAGUAAUUUGUCAAAUCAAUUUUAUUCCUCAACGUAGCCUCAAUUGUCUUGGCAAGGUUUUCUUGUAAAUUCAGUGUUAUCCUGAAAGAUUAAGCCAAUCAGACGUUUUCCAGGUGGUAUUAGAAAGUGGAUCACCUUUAUACCUUUCUCCGGAUCUCCUCCAUACAUAUUGUUGACAAUUUGAACUAGACUUUUUAAAUUUGGAUCCAUCACUCUAAGAGACCUGUUGCCACUGAUCUUCAGUCCAGUUCUUGUAGAAUUUGGCAUACCUCAGCCAUUUCUCUCUGUUCACCUUCCUUAAGAAUGGCAUCUUGACAGCCACCCUUCCACUUAGAUCAUUUCUGAUGAGACUUCAGUGAACAGUAGAUGGAUCAACUGAAGGAUCCGAUCCAUCUUUGAGGUACUGUGUCAGGUCUUUUCUGGAUUUCUUUCCUAAUUCUUAAGGACUGUUCAUGUACUGUAAUAUUUUUUUUAUGCUGGACACUUCUUCAUUUGUCUAUCACUUGUCCAGUUUCUUCAGGUUUCUUUUAGUAGACAUUGCACACCAUGUCUAGAUGUGCCAAUUUUUAAAUUUACUGGAUGGGACAACUGUCUCUCAACUGUCCAUUUAGCAUUGUGUUCUAGAAAUACUGUCUCAGCACUUCUAGAACACAAUGCUAAAUGGCAUGAUCAGGAAGUGAGACUACGGUUUAGAGAAGGCCUCAGAGGGGACUGGUGGCAGCUCGUGCUUUACUGAGCUGCAGGUGCUGGAAGGGUAAAGGUGCUUUCACGUGCCAGCGUUUUCCUUCAUCACCACAAAGGAAAACGUUUUGUAUUGUCAGAGUUCGCUGAAUUUUUGGCACAGGUUUACGUGCUUAUACAGGGACCUCCAGAGUCUUUCCAAUGGCUCUGCGGACCUCAGGGGGAAAGCAGUGUUGUGGAAAUUACACACUCUUCACUAGUCGGGAUAGUUACAAAGCUUUCUUCGUUAUGAAUGAGCGAUACAUGUUUUUAUUGAACAUUUGAAGGUAAUAAAACUAGUGCUGUCAGCGUUAAUCUCGUUAAAAUGACGUUAACGUCAUAACCACAUUAACGUGGCAAAUCUCCAUUAGCGAGUUAGCGCGGAUCAUCCGUGUGUGGGGCUGCAUGGUGUCAACGCAUUAGCACGGUUAGCUCGUUAACGUACAGAUCUUAACAGGUGCCAUUUGUGGUCCUUAUACACACACAAUACGAUAAUAUUAAGUUGAAGCACAGUACGUUUUACUCCGCGAGGCUCCUGACUACAGUAGCCAUA
Oreochromis niloticus (Nile tilapia) is the source of this 2574-nucleotide messenger RNA. RefSeq names its product sulfotransferase family cytosolic 2B member 1. The coding region runs from base 229 to 1098 and encodes 289 amino acids. Gene Ontology annotation, molecular function: sulfotransferase activity. The record is from RefSeq and is a predicted model, not a curated record. NCBI's taxonomy places the organism in Eukaryota, Metazoa, Chordata, Actinopteri, Cichliformes, Cichlidae. The transcript has 6 exons.